Neurospora tetrasperma FGSC 2508 is the source of this 1830-nucleotide messenger RNA. RefSeq lists its product as uncharacterized. The coding region runs from base 1 to 1674 and encodes 557 amino acids. Gene Ontology annotation, molecular function: secondary active monocarboxylate transmembrane transporter activity. Gene Ontology annotation, cellular component: plasma membrane. The transcript is spliced from 3 exons. The record is from RefSeq and is a predicted model, not a curated record. NCBI's taxonomy places the organism in Eukaryota, Fungi, Ascomycota, Sordariomycetes, Sordariales, Sordariaceae. Gene Ontology annotation, biological process: plasma membrane lactate transport.
AUGGCGUCCCCCGACCCCGAAAAGGCGGGCUCACCCGGACAUGGCUUGGGUGGAAUGAACCACUCCCACCAAUACACCGAAAACAACGGGAUGAAUACCAUCAUUGACGAAAAUGGCCACGAACAACCACCGCACCAUGGCAUGUCAAUUGGACAGUACGUCAAGACGCGAUUUACGACACUCAAGCCGGCGAUGCGACCGGCGCCCAACCCGAUACGGUUGUUGAGGAUGAUUACGGGGCGGCAGUGGGCUUUCUUUGGGGUUGCUUUCUUUGCUUGGACAUGGGACGCCUUUGACUUCUUCACCGUCUCCCUCACCGUCGAAGAGCUCGCCAAGGACUUUGGCAAGACCAACACGGACAUUACCUGGGGCAUCACGCUGGUGCUCAUGCUGCGCUCCAUUGGCGCCAUCUCGUUUGGUAUUGCGGCCGAUCGGUACGGAAGGAAGUGGCCAUUUGUGGUUAACAAUUUGCUUUUUAUUGUUUUGGAGCUGGGCACCGCCUUUUCGCAAACCUACUCCCAAUUCCUCGCUUGCCGCGCCCUCUUCGGCAUCGCCAUGGGUGGUCUCUACGGCAACGCCGCCGCCACCGCCCUCGAAGACUUGCCCCCCGCCGCCCGCGGCUUGAUGUCAGGCCUCUUGCAACAAGGUUACGCCUUCGGUUACCUUUUGGCAACCGCCUUUGCCCGCGGUCUGGUCAACACCACCUCGCACGGCUGGCGUCCGCUCUUCUGGUUCGGCGCUUGCCCGCCCGUCUUGAUUAUCGCCUUGAGACUGCUGCUCCCCGAGACGGAGAUUUACGAGCAACAUGCUUCUGUGCGACGCACUGCGCGCGCUAACGGUCACAACAAGGGUGGCGUCAGCGCAACUUUCCUGCGGGAGGGCAAGGUCGCCAUCAAGAAGCACUGGCUCAUUUUGAUCUACCUUGUCUUGCUCAUGGCAGGAUUCAACUUCAUGUCCCACGGCUCCCAAGACUUGUACCCCACCAUGCUCCGCUCGCAAUACUCGUUCAGCGCCAACGCCGUGACAGUCACCCAAGUCGUCGCCAACCUCGGCGCCAUGUCGGGCGGCAUCAUUGUCGGCUUUGCCUCGCAGAUCUUUGGUCGCCGCAUUUCCAUCAUUGUCAUGUGCAUCAUCGGCGGCGCCUUGCUAUACCCGUACACUUUCAUUUCGUCCAAGAGGCUCAUCGCCGCCGCCUUCUUUGAGCAAUUCGCUGUUCAGGGAGCUUGGGGUGUUAUCCCAAUUCAUUUGAUGGAACUGUCUCCGGGAGCAUUCAGGACGUUUGUGGUGGGUACUUCGUACCAGCUUGGCAACCUGGUGUCGAGCGCUAGUUCGACCAUUGAAAGUACCAUUGGCGAACGGUUCCCUCUCGAAAAUGGCGGCGGAAAAGUGGGGUACGAGUACGGUAAAGUUAUCUGUAUCUUUAUGGGGUGUGUGUAUGUCUAUACGAUUCUCCUGACGUUCGUGGGGCCCGAGUACUUGGGACGCAGCUUUGAUGUGAGCGAGGAUGAGGAUGUAAGGGAGGUGGCGGGCGAGGAAGUAGUGAGGGGGGCUGUUAUUGCGAGUCACAUGCAUGGACAUGGACACGGAGGGGAUGCGGAGGGGAGUGGAAGUGGAAGUGAGGGUGGGGAAGGGGUUGGUGGGAAGGCGCAGGGAAAGGAGGUGGAGGUGGCUUAGGAUGCUUAUCUUUGGGUUUUUCCUUAUUGAGCUGAGGUGUUGGGGAUGACAAAAAAGGUUUUUGAUGGCAUGUGUGAUGAAGGAAGCGAGCGCUUUAACGAUGUGGAUUUAUGAUAGUUUGGAUAUACCUUACGAAUUUAUGAUUGAUUGACGUUA